CAGCCAUCCCACAAUGCAACGCGGAACUCCUUCUACGCUAAACUAUCUACACAUGGUUGCAUGUCCAAGACAGUAGUCUUAACGAAAUUAAACAUUUUCUAAAGUUCUUAUGUUGUUUUUCGCUUCCAAAUGAAAGUCAAAGUUCUCUCAAGAAACCCGGACGACUAUGUCCGGGAGACUAAACUAGACAUUCAGCGUGUCCCUAGAAACUAUGACCCAUCCCUUCAUCCGUUCGAGGUGAGCAGAGAGUACACACGGGCUCUGAAUGCCACUAAGUUGGAGCGGGUGUUUGCAAAGCCUUUCCUGGCUUCACUGGAUGGUCACAGAGAUGGUGUCAAUUGUUUGGCAAAACAUACCCAGAGCCUCUCCACCCUGCUGUCAGGCUCUUGUGAUGGCGAGCUGAAAGUCUGGGAUCUCACCAAGCGUGAAUGUGUCCGCACCCUGCAGGCACAUGAAGGUUUUAUUCGUGGCGUGGUUGUCAGAUACUGUGGAACCUCCUUCUUUACGGUUGGAGAUGACAAAACAAUAAAACAGUGGACUAUGGAGACACCAGGGUAUGGGGAAGAGGAGGAGCCGCUUAACACAAUCCUGGGCAAGACUGUGUUCACAGGACUGGACCAUCACCAAAACAAGAGUGUGUUUGCAACUUGUGGCCAGCAGGUAGACAUCUGGGAUGAGCAGAGGAGCAGCCCGAUCCGCUCCUUUAGCUGGGGUGUGGACAGCUUCAGCUCUAUCCGCUUUAACCCCGUAGAGACGGAUCUUCUGGGGAGCUGUGCCUCCGACAGAAGUAUAAUUUUAUAUGACAUGAGGGAGUCGACACCACUUAAAAAGGUUGUCAUGACAAUGAGGAGCAAUACGUUGUGCUGGAACCCCAUGGAAGCCUUUCACUUCACUUGUGCUAAUGAAGACUACAACCUGUACACAUAUGACAUGAGGUUUCUUGAAAAGCCCAUCAAGGUCCACAUGGACCAUGUCUCUGCAGUUCUGGAUGUGGACUAUUCUCCCACUGGACAGGAGUUUGUGUCUGCCAGUUUUGACAAGACCAUUCGUAUUUUUCCCAAGAAUGACGGACACAGCAGGGAAGUUUACCACACCAAACGUAUGCAGCAUGUCAUCUGUGUGAAGUGGUCGUCAGACAGCAAGUACAUCCUGAGCGGGUCCGAUGAGAUGAACAUCCGGCUGUGGAAGGCCAACGCAGCAGAGAAACUGGGAGUGCUGUCUCACAGAGAGCGGGAGGCCGCCAACUACAGCCAAAAGCUGAAGGAGAAAUUCCAGCAUCACCCACAAAUCAGGCGUAUUGCUCGCCACAGACACCUCCCCAAAAGCAUCUACCACCAGAAGAAUGAGCUGAGGGUCAUGAAGGAGGCGCGCCGACGAAAGGAGAGGAAUGUCCGCAAACACAGCAAACCGGGAUCUGUCCCUGUGUUGUCUGAGAAGGAGAAGCAUGUCGUCUCUGUGGUGAAAUGAACCAGCUGGAGGGGAAUGAAAGGACCUGGGAGUGGAGACGAUCACCGCCACGGGAGGAACUGUUCAUCCAGUCUGUCCAUCAGAUUUAAAAUAAAGUUUGACAGCUAAAACGCCGGUUCUGCAUCGUAAAUGAAGUGUAAAUAAAAAAAGGAAAAUGAACUUGACGUAAAAAAAAGAAUACUUUUUCCACUUUCAUUUGUGAUCAUUUAAAUAAAGUUGGUCAUCAAAAUCCA
This is a messenger RNA of Nothobranchius furzeri (turquoise killifish), 1700 nucleotides long. It is a transcript of the gene dcaf13, whose product is annotated as ddb1 and cul4 associated factor 13. Gene Ontology annotation, molecular function: protein binding. Gene Ontology annotation, cellular component: small-subunit processome; nucleolus. Gene Ontology annotation, biological process: maturation of SSU-rRNA from tricistronic rRNA transcript (SSU-rRNA, 5.8S rRNA, LSU-rRNA). NCBI's taxonomy places the organism in Eukaryota, Metazoa, Chordata, Actinopteri, Cyprinodontiformes, Nothobranchiidae. The record is from RefSeq and is a predicted model, not a curated record.